AGUCUGAAAGUGACAUACGCCUGCUCAUGAGAAUUUACAUGGUUAUUGUUUCCAAAUAAACCAAUUUUUCAUCUAAUAAUUCGUAAAGUUUUAACAUAUUAACUUUUAAUCCAAUUCCAAUAUAUUUCAAGAGUAUACCAUUCACUUUUCAUUUGCAGUAAAUGGGUUUCUAAUCAACCACUUUUUUAUAUAUAAAUAAUUUCUUUAAUUAACCAAAGAUGCAUCGAAAUUUACCACAAAAUAAAGAAGCUUUACUUAAAUCCUACACAACACGGCUUAAAGAAGAUGUUAAAAGUAUGUUAGAAAAUUUUGAAGAAAUAAUAAAGCUAGCUAAAGGUGAAAAUGAGUCCCAACUUAACAGAAUGACACAAAUCGAGCAAGACACUUUCGAAAUGCAAGUCAGAGCUGCAAAUAUUGUUAGAGCAGGAGAGUCACUCAUGAAAUUAGUUUCAGAUAUAAAACAAUAUUUAAUUCUGAAUGAUUUUCCAUCUGUCAAUGAAGCUAUAACUCAAAAUUCAAAAUUGUUUCGUACCAAACAGCAAGAAUGUGAUCAAAAAUUGAUGUCACUUCGUGAUGACAUAGCAGCUGACCUUUAUGAUUUAGAAGAUGAAUAUUUUACAAGCAUUUAUAAAUAAUAUUUUUAGGCCUUUUAAAUAUUCUAUAGCAAUAAUAAUUUUAUGUUUUUUAUAUAACUACAUGAAUUGUGUGCAUUGAUAUUUUCUAUAGUAAUAAAAGGAGUUAUUCCUUAACAUUUUGUUAUACAUAUCUAUAUGCAUUUUGGAAGGUCAGAAAAAAAUUCAAUAAAUUUAUAAAACAAAUCUAUUUGAUAACAGAAUUUUAUUGAUUGAACUAUAAUUCAAAACACUACACUGAAACCUGUUACCUACUUAUUUUCCUACUUUGGGCUGAACAAGUAGUGUGGACCAUCUUGUGGAUAUUGCUUAGCAGUUACAGGUCUUCCAAACUUAUAAUCUUCUAAGUAAAAGUACAAAAGGAAACUGCCUG
Nymphalis io (European peacock) is the source of this 1005-nucleotide messenger RNA. RefSeq names its product mediator of RNA polymerase II transcription subunit 22 (gene MED22). Gene Ontology annotation, cellular component: mediator complex. The transcript is spliced from 3 exons. Lineage: Eukaryota; Metazoa; Arthropoda; Insecta; Lepidoptera; Nymphalidae. Bases 219 to 635 code for a protein of 138 amino acids. Gene Ontology annotation, molecular function: transcription coregulator activity. The record is from RefSeq and is a predicted model, not a curated record. Gene Ontology annotation, biological process: regulation of transcription by RNA polymerase II.